Molecule: messenger RNA, 1243 nt
Organism: Cinara cedri
Lineage: Eukaryota; Metazoa; Arthropoda; Insecta; Hemiptera; Aphididae
Source: the annotation of a GenBank genome assembly
AUGCCUCAGAUAAGUGGAGCUUUGGAUAAAAAGACUGGAAAUCGGAAAAAUGGCUUAUUGUUUGGGACAUGGAACGUACGUACUCUUUUCAAACCUGGAGCGGCCCAAAAUAUUGUUAAAGAAAUCGAGAAAUACAAGUUAACAAUAGUGGCUUUACAAGAAAUUAGAUGGGAUGAUACUGGAACGAUAGAUAUACAAGAAACAACAAUACUUUAUGGUAAAUGCAAUNUUCUAUGAGUGCUUGGAUUUAACAUUAAAUGCAUUACCUCAACACAGAAUUAAAAUAGUCUUAGGUGACCUAAACGCAAAAGUUGGUAAAAAGGCUGUAUUCAGACCAAUAAUUGGUAGUCACAGCCUGCACGAGGUUACAAAUGAUAAUGGAUUAAGACUUAUCGAUUUUGCAUGUGGAAAUGGCCUUGUAGUGAAAAGCACAAUGUUCCCUCAUAAAAAUAUUUAUAAAGGAACAUGGAUGUCACCAGAUGGAAGGUGUGUCAACCAGAUCGACCAUAUUCUAGUGAGCACAAGAUUCAAAAACUGUAUUCAAGACAUAAGAACGAUGAGAAGAGCCGAUGGUGAUUCGGAUCACUAUCUGGUGAAAGGAUAAAUGAAAGUCAAAAUAAAAAAGGUUACUCGGAAAAAAGGAAUAGUGGUAGACAAAUAUGACACAGCUAAACUAAAUAAUGUGAAUACAUGUGACAGAUUCAAGUAUCAGAUGUCGGAAAAAAUCAGGAAGAUAGAUGCAGGUAUAAAUGACUCAAUUGAUGUAAAAUGAAAAAAAAUUAAAGAUAAAAUAAAGAUUGUGACAGAGUCAGAAAUCGGAAAAGUAAAAGCUGUAAGAAAACCAUGGUUUAACGACAUGUGUGAAGAUGCUCUAAAUCGGAGAAAAGAAGCUAGAAACCAGUGGCUUAAUGACUAACAUAAUAUAGAAAAAGAAAUUGCGUAUAAAGUAUGUCAGAAGAGCGCAAGUAGUGUAUUCAGAAAUGAAAAACGAAAAUAUACUCGGAAAUUAUUGGAAGAAGCAGAAGUAGAUUCUAGAAUGAAUAGAACGAGAUAGUUAUACCAAAAAAUAAACAGUAUAAGAGGAGGAUUCAGAAAACAUAACAAGUUCUUGAAAAAUGAAGAUGGUUCACUGACAACAGGACAGGAAGAGAUGUUGGAAAAAUGGAGACAAUAUUUUGGCCAACUGCUCAACUGCGAAAAUCCAGAAGAAACUUUUGAAUGGACACUAAAAACCAACGAUUAG